AUGAUUCACCGCGUUGUGGUAGGUUGUCGUGCUGGGUCACAAUGCCCCUAUCGACAUGUUCAGCCCAACAGGCAGAAACAAGGCCAUCAGCAGACUGAAGAUGUGACCGGAUCGGCAGAACGGCGCACUCUCUCUCAUAGUCCGAGUCAGAAACCCAUAUCACAACCGCAACAGACCAGUCCACGGGAAUUUCAAAUUGGUCAAGUGAUUAGGAGAUUUGCUCCUGUUCGCAAAGAGAUCGACGAUGCCACUGUUUUGUCCUUUACCCUCAAUCCAUCAGAUCCGGACUUUCCCUUUGAGCUGGAAGGACUUCUGUGUACCUUGAAGGUACCACAGUCCUAUCCUCAAAAUGGUCGCCCCAGGAUCCGAGUCACUAACGCCGAAAUGGCCCGAGGUUACCAGAUCAAUAUCGAGAAAGGGUUUGACAGCCUGGUCGAGCAGUCACCCCGCAAAGCCUUGUUGGCCUUGUUGAAUGAUCUGGAUAAGAAUCUAGAGAAAUUCCUGACCUUGGAAAAGGCCCGGACCGUCAAAAUUAUUGCAAAUGCCGAGAAAGGAGUGAAGGAGGCCGAGCCAGCGACGAAAGAGGGUCCCAUUUCUGCACCCGAGCCCAUUAUACCGAUUCCUUUACAACCGUCAUGGACGCCUCAUCAGAGAGCGGACGCUUUGGCUAAGCGACAAGCUGAUAUUCGACAACUCACAGCCCGCAUGGGUCGAGCAUCGAAUUUUUCUAGUGGCGCCGAUGGGAUCACCUUCAAUGUACCUGUGAAGAUCGCCCAACCUGACAGACUUCCUCUCCCUCUACAAUCACUCAAGGACGUCGUUUUGAAGGUGCCAAAUCUGUACAAUCUGGAACCUUGCACGGUCCAACUGCAGGGAAUGAGUGGCUCAGAGGUGGAAAAUGUUCAACGUGCUUUUGAAUGGCACGUUCGGGAGCACCCUGAAAUGACACUUAUGGCACAUGUCAAUUUCCUGGCUCAGAACAUUCACUCUAUGACCUCUAAAAUGGUGGGAAAAGCUGCUCCACAGCCAGAAUUGAUAGAGGCCCAGCACGAUGUCUCCGAAGAGAGCAUGGCUGCUACGAAGGGCGACCUGGUUGAAUCUGAAGAGAGAAAAAUACUGGACGAAGAACAUCCACAUGUCAAAGUCAUCCCUCGUCCUCCAGAAUGGGGCCAUCAUGAUUCUGACUCGGAGUACGGGUCUGAUUCCGAAUAUGACUCGGACGGGCAGACCCAUUCCGAGGACGACGAGGAGGAAGACGGGGCUGACCAAGGCGGCGCCGCUCUUCCCGCCUCAUCAACUUCGUCUGCGAAUGGCAUACUCCUGUCCUUCCCCAACCUGGAACUUCACAACAUCGAACUCUUAACCCUGACGACCUUGUCAGUCUCAGUCCGAUGCCUGCGCUGUAAGUCUCCCUUGGACGUCUCCAACAUCAGACCGAGCAAUGCGUCGUCAUCCAACCCCGGAAUCGCCUCUAGCAUCCGCACGGAAUCGUGCCCCAAAUGCACAACCCCAUUCACCAUAUCAUUCGUCUCAAGCCCCUUACACACUAACACCAUCCGUGCUGGCACUCUCGACAUCACAGGUUGUACCAUCACAGACCUGCUCCCCAGCGUCUUCCAGCCAACCUGCUCAUCUUGCUCGAAUACCUUCCCAAGCCCACCCGGCAUGAUCUCCGUACGCGGCGACAGUUCCAUCCAAGUCUGCCGCUCAUGUCACGCAAAGAUGACCUUCGCCAUCCCUGAGGUGAAAUUCCUCCGUCUCUCCCACGCCGUCGCGCCUCUUCCUCUACGGCGUCCGAAGAAGGAUACCCUCGGCAUCUCCGCGGGUACGCCGCUGCCCCUGAACGGCACCUGCCCCCACUACCGGCACAGCUACCGCUGGUUUCGCUUCGGGUGCUGCGGCCGUGUGCACGCGUGCGACCGAUGCCACGACGCCGCCGAGGCCCACGUCAACGAGCGCGCCGACCGCAUGAUAUGCGGCUGGUGCAGCCGAGAACAACGAUUUAGGCCCCAGGACUGCGCGCUUUGCGGUAAGCGCCUAGUCAGGAGAAGGAAGGCGACUGGGGGAUUCUGGGAAGGUGGCAAGGGUACGCGCGACAAGGGCUUGAUGAGCCGCAAGGAGAAGCGGAAGUAUAAACGGUCCAGCGGUGGGAAUGUUAUUGGUGGUAGUGCUACAGGGAAGAAAGGGUAG
Messenger RNA from Rhinocladiella mackenziei CBS 650.93, 2190 nucleotides. RefSeq lists its product as uncharacterized. The coding region runs from base 1 to 2190 and encodes 729 amino acids. Lineage: Eukaryota; Fungi; Ascomycota; Eurotiomycetes; Chaetothyriales; Herpotrichiellaceae. The transcript has a single exon. The record is from RefSeq and is a predicted model, not a curated record. Gene Ontology annotation, molecular function: zinc ion binding.